Molecule: messenger RNA, 7499 nt
Organism: Salpingoeca rosetta
Lineage: Eukaryota; Choanoflagellata; Craspedida; Salpingoecidae
Product: acetyl-CoA carboxylase
Exons: 60
Coding region: 429-7358 (2309 amino acids)
Biological process (GO): fatty acid biosynthetic process
Molecular function (GO): acetyl-CoA carboxylase activity; metal ion binding; ATP binding
Source: RefSeq, a predicted model, not a curated record
ACGCGCUGCACGUUUUGUGUGUGCUGUUUUUGCUCCUUCUUCUGUGUGUGCGCAACACCACACAACCCACCACCACGCGCAUCACACCAGCAGCACGCGCACACACAGCCAAACAGCGCCCCUUUGUUCACUCCCGCACAACGUGCAGUGAAGUGAAGUGAAGCGUGACACUGCAGCGAUUGCAGCCCAAACCCUCUUCAUCUCACACUGUUUCUUUGACUGGCUGCCGCCGCCGUCGUCGUCACACAUCACAUCGCACAUCGCUCGUUGGUGCAAACGGUCAUUUGUUCAAUUGUUGUGUUUCGAGUACACGGAUCGUACCAAUAUCCGCAUUCGUUCUCUUCUCUUCUCUCCCUCUCUCUCGCUGUGUCUCUCUGUCUCCCUGUCGCACCGUCUCUGUCUCUGCCCACGCUUGUUGAGCUUGCAUCAUGCCGAGGAAGUCGAGUGGACGCACUCACAAGCGUUCGCUCAGUGGCACGCACUGGGCCAAAGUGGAUGACAAGAAGGUCACCGUGCGCACGCCCGCCGAGUUUGUUCGCGAGUUUGGCGGCCAGACUCCCAUUGAGAAGAUUCUCAUCGCCAACAACGGCAUUGCGGCCGUCAAGUGCAUCCGAUCCAUUCGCCGCUGGUCAUACAACACCUUCGGCAAUGAAAAGGCCAUCCAGUUUGUGGUGAUGGUGACGCCAGAGGACAUGGCGGCCAACGCCGAGUUUGUGAAGCUGGCAGACCAGCACGUGGACGUGCCAGGUGGCACCAACAACCACAACUACGCCAACGUGGAGCUCAUUGUCGAGCUUGCCAAGCAGCAGCAGGUGCAGGCCGUGUGGGCCGGCUGGGGCCACGCCAGCGAAAACCCAAAGCUUCCCGAGAUGCUGCACGCUGCGGGCAUCAUCUUCAUGGGCCCGCCAGCCCAUGCCAUGAGGUCCCUUGGCGACAAGAUCUCGUCCAGCAUUGUUGCGCAGUCCGCCAACGUGCCCACCCUCCCCUGGAGCGGCUCUGACCUCUCGAUUGAGUGCAAGCCGCCUGUUGACGGCACGCCGCUGCAGGUGCCUGAGGACGUGUACAUGAAGGGCUGCAUCCACGAUCUGGAGGGCGGCCUCGCUGCUGCAAGGAAGAUUGGCUACCCCGUCAUGAUCAAGGCCUCUGAGGGCGGUGGCGGCAAAGGCAUCCGCAAGGCGACGAGCGAGGAGGAGUUUCCGGCGCUCUAUCGCCAGGUGCUGGCCGAGGUUCCUGGCUCCCCCGUCUUCAUCAUGAAGCUCGCGUCCUCCGCGCGCCAUCUCGAAGUGCAGGUGCUCGCGGACAUGCACGGCAACUGCAUUGCGCUGUUUGGGCGUGAUUGCUCUGUGCAGCGGCGGCACCAGAAGAUCAUUGAGGAGGCGCCAGCCAGCAUCGCCCCGCCAGAGAUCUUCCAGGAGAUGGAGGCAGCUGCCAUCAGGCUGUCGAAGAUGGUCGGGUAUGUGUCGACCGGAACCAUCGAGUAUCUCUACGAUGUCAGCACGCAGACGUUCUCCUUCCUCGAGCUCAAUCCUCGCCUGCAGGUUGAACACCCGUGCUCGGAGAUGAUCUGCGGCGUGAAUCUGCCCGCGUGCCAGCUCAUGGUCGCCAUGGGCGUCCCGCUGCACCGCAUCCCAGACAUCCGCAGCAUGUACAGCCACGACAAGUACGGCGACGGUGACAUUGAGCUGGACGACCUCUCCUCCCGCCCGCCCCCAAACGGCCACGUCAUCGCAUGCCGAAUCACCGCAGAGAACCCAGACGAGGGCUUCAAACCGAGCGGCGGCACGGUGCAGGAGCUCAACUUCCGCUCGUCCGUGGACGUGUGGGGCUACUUCUCCGUCGGCGCUGCUGGCGGUCUGCAUGAAUUCGCCGACUCGCAGUUUGGCCACUGCUUCGCCUGGGGCCGCACCCGCGAUGAUGCGCGCCAUGCGAUGGCGGUUGCCCUGAAGGAGCUCAGCAUCCGCGCCGACUUCCGCACCACCGCAGAGUACCUCGUCAAGCUGCUUGAGCACGACGAGUUCCGGAACAACGCCAUCUCGACGGAGUGGCUGGACAGCCUCAUUGUCCAGCGCGUCAAGGCAGAGCGUCCGGACCCCAUGGUGGCUGUGACGUGCGGUGCCGUCUUCAUUGCGGACGCCGACAUUGCUGCCACGGAAACGGAUUUCCUGGCCGGCAUGGAGCGUGGGCAGAUUAUGAGCGGCGAGAUGCUGCGCAAGCAGCGCGACAUUGAGCUCAUCUACGACAAUGUCAAGUACAAGCUGACGAUUGUUGGCGUCGGGCCCACCACGUAUGCCGUGAUUCUGAACAACACGUUUAUCGAGGCCGACGUGCGCCGUCUCGUCGACGGCAGCUCGCUGAUCCGCUUCAACGGCGAGAGUUACGUCACCUAUGUCAAGGAGGACGUGACCAACUAUCGCAUCGUUGUUGGCGGCCAAACCUGCAUCUUCGACAAGGAGGACGACCCGUCGAUUGUGCGCACGACAUCGACGGGCAAACUGCUCAAGUAUCUCGUUGCAGACGGCACGGCCGUCCAGGCCGGCGACGCCAUUGCGCAGGUUGAGGUGAUGAAGAUGGUCAGCGAAGUCAAAGUCGAGGCAUCGGGACGCAUCCAGCUCGCAAUGGUGAGCGGGCACAACUUUGGCGCCGGCGAAGUGCUGGCGACGCUUGAGCUCGAGGACGAUACCCAAGUCAAGAAGCCCGUCGAUUACACAGACGGGUUCCCGUCGCCGUCAUCGGCCACGAGCGUCCCACAGGGGAAGCCGCACCACGCGCUCAGGGCCAUUGUGCAGCAACUCUCCGCCAUCAUGAAGGGGUACGCGUUCCCGGAACCGUAUUUCCACCAGCGGCUGCACGCCCUGGUGGACCGCCUGUUUGAGGUCUGCACGAACCGCCGCCUCCCGCUCCUCGAAAUGCGAGACCUGCUGGCCACGCUGGCCGGUCGCAUCCCAGCGGAGAUUGUGCAGGGCAUCCAGCAGCAGCUCGGCUUCUACGAGAAGUCCCUCAGCUCUAUGAUCUGCAGGUUUCCCGCGCAGAAGAUUGACUCGAUCAUCUACGACCAUCUGGAGAGCGUGAACAACAAGGCGGACCAGGACGCCCUUUUCCAGUCCUGCCAGGACAUCUUCCUCAAGACAAAGGCCUUCAGUGCCGGCGAGCGUGCGCACAUGAUGCAGAUCAUUGGCGAUUUGCUGCGCGAGUACGUUGACCUGGAGCUCGUGUUUUCGCGGUCCCACUCGAUGGAGAGCGCAGUGCAAGCGCUGCAGUCGAAGCACGAGGGCAACCCCGCUGCUGUUGCUGAGCUCCUCUUUGCACACUCCCAGCUCAAGGUCCGGAACGUUCUCGUGAAGGUGCUCCUGGAACAGGUGUACAAGAAACGCCUGUGCACGAAGGAGCAGAGCGACAUGAUGACGCUGCUGAAGGAUCUGGCCAGCCUCGGCGCCUCUGUGCACUCCUCCGUCGCCCUCGCCGCUCGCAAGAUCCUGAUGAAGCUGCACCUGCCGUCGUAUGAGCUGCGGAAGAACAACAUGGAGACCAUCUUCGUUGAGGCCAUGGAGGACUCCUUCUCCGGCACCUACUCCCCCGAACGCCUCGAGCGCAUCGUCAACUCGCAGACGGCUGUGUUUGACGUGCUGAGUGGGUUCUUCUACCACUCGUCCGAGACAAUCCAACAAGCUGCCCUCGAGGUGUACGUCCGUCGCUCCUACGUCGCCUACACCCUCACUGACAUCACGCAUCGCCGCAGCCCGAGCGGGUGCGUUGUGAUUCAGUUUGCAUUCCACAUUCCAACCAAGAGUGCGCAAGACCCCGAGGGCCUCUCGCGCGAGGUGCACCACCAGGACCACGGCGGCCGCUCCCGCACUUCCUCCAGCGGCUCAAUCAAGGUGUUUGACUUUGAGUCGCCGUGCCAGACGCCGCCCCGCACGCGCUCGCCCACCGCCCUCCUGCAGUCGCCCACAUCGUCCCUGAGUGACGACCUGUCUGCUGCGCUCAAGUCCGUCGUCAGCAUCGACGAUUUGCAGGAGUUUGAGCGCCAGGCUGAGGCCCUGACAAUCGACUCUGUUGUCAUGCGCAUGGGCGUGAUGGCUGCUUUCACCUCCGUCGAAGAGCUCGAGGGCCAGCUGCCGUGGCUGCUGACGCUGUUUGAGAACAGCCAGCACGACGCCGAGCCCAUCAACAUCCUCAACAUUGUCCUGCGCAUCGAAUCGGAACAAGACUUUGAGGACGAUGAAGUGCUGCUUGAGAUGCUCUCAAAGUUCGCCCACAAAUACAGCGAUGACUUCUUCCCUGUGCAGAUCCGUCGCGUCACCUUCAUCAUGUGCCGCCAGGGCCGCUUCCCCAAAUACUUCACCUUCCGCGAGCGCCUCGCGUACAAGGAGGAUAGCAUUGUGCGCCACGUUGACCCCGCUCUUGCCUUCAAGCUCGAGAUGUUCAAACUGAACAACUACAAGGUGGAGCACUGCCCAACCCGCAACCCGCAGCUGCACCUCUAUUACGCAAAGGCAAAGGACCCCAAGUCAGCGCACGACCGCCGGUUCUUUGCGCGCACGAUCAUGCGGCACCCUGACCUGGUUGACAAGCAGGCGACCAAGGCGUUCAUGCAGGAGGCCGGCGAGCGACUGCUGCUUGAAGCCCUCGAUGAGCUCGAGGUCGUGUUCUCGGACCCAAAAUACGCAGGCACAGAUUGCAACCACGUCUUCAUCAACUUCCUGCCUGUGGUCGAGGUUGACCCGCUCGCCUUUGCCAAGGAGCUCGAAGCCAUGAUUCGCAGGUACGGCGAGCGGCUGUGGCGCUUGCGUGUGCUGGAGGCCGAGGUGCGCAUGAACAUCAAGCUGGGCAAGACAGGCAGCACGCGUGUCAUCCGCUACGUCAUCAGCAACCUCAGCGGGUAUUCACUGGACAUCCACAUCUACAAGGAGAUUGUCAUGUCCAGCACCGGCGCUGCGUACUACCGCGCCCUGCCCGGGACGCCAUCCGGACCCCUCAACGGGCACCACACGCACACGCCGUAUGCGUGCAAGGAUCGCACGCAGCAGCGCCGCUACAUGGCGCAGCAGAAGAACGAGACAACAUAUGUCUACGACUACAUCGACCUCUUCCGCGUUGCACUUGAGCAGCGCUGGCAGGCGUACCAGAAGAGCAACCCAAGCGUGCACGUGCCUUCAAAGCCGCUCACCGCAUUUGAGCUCGUGCUGAACAAGUCUGGCCAACUUGUUGAGGAGCAGCGUGCUCCCGGCAACAACAACGUGGGCAUGGUGGCCUGGCGCGUCGAGAUGAAGACACCAGAGUAUCCGACGGGCCGCACGAUGAUCCUGAUUGCCAACGACAUCUCUUACGUCAGCGGCUCAUUCAGCCCGAAGGAGGAUCUGGUAUUCCUGCGUGCGUCGCAGCUGGCGCGCUCCCUCGGCGUUCCACGCAUCUACAUCGCCGUCAACUCUGGUGCCCGUAUCGGCCUCGCAAAGGAGGUGCUGGAUCGCUUCAAGGUGGCGUGGAAGGAUGAGGCAAACCCGAGCCACGGCUUCCGCUACAUCUACCUCACAGAGGAGGACUACGAGUGGGCCAGCGACAAGCAGGCCGUUCGCGCGGUGCUGGUGGAGGAGAACGGCGAGAAGCGCUACAAGAUCACCGACGUCUUUGGCAUUCAGCACGGCCUUGGUGUUGAGAACCUGCGCGGCUCCGGCGAGAUUGCGAGCGAGACAAGUCUCUCAUAUGACAGCAACUUCACGCUCACCCUCGUGUCAUGCCGCUCGGUUGGAAUUGGCGCGUACCUGGUUCGGCUCGGGCAGCGCACCAUCCAGAAUGAGCAGUCGCACAUCAUCCUCACGGGCCACAACGCCAUCAACAAGCUGCUUGGCAGCGACGUGUACGCGUCCUCGCUUCAGCUCGGUGGCCCGCAGAUUAUGUACUCCAACGGCGUGUCCCAUCUCACCGCCACAAACGACUUUGAGUCUGUGCGCUCGGUCCUGUCGUGGCUGUCGUACGUGCCGGUGACGGUUGAUGCGCCACUGCCGCGCUUCCGCUGGACCAUUGACGCCCGCAACAGCGUGUGCCGCCCCGACCCCGUCGACCGCCUGGUCACGUUUGUCCCGGAUGGGCACAGCGACCCGCGCUGGCUGAUUGAGGGCGUCGCUGGCGAACAGAUUGCCGGAGAGCAGGAGUGGAAGCACGGCCUCUUCGACCAUGGCUCGUUUGUUGAGAUGCUUGGCGGCUGGGCGAAGACGGUUGUGACGGGCCGCGCCAAGCUUGGCGGCAUCCCAGUGGGCGUCAUUGGCGUCUCCACCAGCCCCGUCGAAGUAAUGAUCCCUGCUGAUCCCGCCAACCGCGAGUCCAUUGCUGUGGUCCAACAGCAGGCCGGACAGGUGUGGUACCCGGACUCCGCCUACAAGACGGCGCAGGCGAUCCGCGACAUGAACGGGGAGCAGCUGCCGCUGUUCAUCCUGGCAAACUGGCGCGGGUUCUCUGGCGGCAUGCGCGACAUGUACGACGAGGUCCUCAAGUUUGGCGCCAUGAUUGUGGACAACCUGCGUGUGUACAAGCAGCCCGUGUUUGUGUAUCUCCCGCCGAGCGGCGAGCUCCGUGGCGGUGCAUGGGUGGUUGUUGACCCGACCAUCAACCCGGAGAUGAUGGAGAUGUACGCGGACCCCAACUCGCGCGGCGGCGUCCUCGAGCCAGAGGGCAUCGUCUCGAUCAAGUUCAAGGAGAAGACCAUGCGGGAGGCCAUGCUCCGCCUCGACGACGAGUACCAUCGUCUGCACGCGCGGGCCAACGAUACCUCGCUCCCUGCUGCGGACCGGGAAGAGGCCACCAAGCUCAUGGACGCCCGCUUCAAGUCCCUCCGCAACGUCUACCAUCAGGUUGCUGUCCAGUUUGCUGAUCUGCACGACACCCCCGGGCGCAUGCGUCACAAGAACUGCAUCCGCGCUGUGGUCGAGUGGGCUCACGCCCGCAAGUACUUUUACUGGCGCCUCCGUCGCCGCCUCGCGGAGACGAUGGUUCGCCGGGAGCUGAUCAAGGCCAACGAGACGCUGACGCGCCAGCAGACGGAGUUUAUCAUGCGGCGCUGGUUCUUCGACGUGCACGGGCCGGACAAAGCGCACCUGUGGGACAGCGACGAGACGGUGGCCAACUGGUUUGAUGCUAGCUGCGACACAGACGGCAACAUUGCCCCAGACUCCCAGAUUGCGCGCAACCUCAAGAUGGUUGCUGAGGAGCACAAAUCCGAGAAGCUUCGUGCCAUGGCCGAGGACGUUGGUGGGGAUGCUGCGCUGAGCGGCAUCAUGACUCUGCUGGAGAAGCUCACCCCGACACAGCGUGCACAGCUUGCCCAGACACUCGGCGGCAACGGCAACAAGGCCGAUGCCCAGUAGAAACCAAGCGACUCAGGCUACUUGCUUGUCUUUGUCUUGUCUUUCCUUGGGUCAAUUUCUCGCCGUCCUGCCUCCCCCGGACUUCCUUUCUUUCCUUCUCCCUCUCACCCUCUCCCGGACUUCCUUUCUUUCCUUCUCCCU